Molecule: messenger RNA, 1287 nt
Organism: Aspergillus ibericus CBS 121593
Lineage: Eukaryota; Fungi; Ascomycota; Eurotiomycetes; Eurotiales; Aspergillaceae
Gene: ssn3
Product: cyclin-dependent serine/threonine protein kinase SSN3
Exons: 3
Coding region: 1-1287 (428 amino acids)
Biological process (GO): protein phosphorylation
Cellular component (GO): mediator complex; nucleus
Molecular function (GO): cyclin-dependent protein serine/threonine kinase activity; ATP binding; RNA polymerase II CTD heptapeptide repeat kinase activity
Source: RefSeq, a predicted model, not a curated record
AUGAUGUUUGGGAAGAGUUUCCCGUUCUAUAAUUCUCUCGGCGGGUUUUAUCCACAGAGUCUAGAUACGAGAAAGCCUCCUGGUACUGGUUACACCAGCAAAGUACGUGUGCGCGAUAGGUACCACAUCGUGGGAUUUAUCAGCAGCGGGACCUAUGGCCGUGUCUAUAAGGCCCUGGGCAAAAAUGGCCAGAAAGGGGAAUUCGCAAUCAAAAAGUUCAAGCCGGAUAAAGAAGGCGAAAUAGUCCAGUAUACCGGUCUCUCACAAUCGGCCAUCCGGGAAAUGGCCUUGUGCUCAGAACUCGACCAUCCCAAUGUAGUGCAGUUGGCUGAGAUCAUCCUAGAGGACAAAUGUAUCUUCAUGGUCUUUGAGUACACUGAGCAUGACCUUUUGCAAAUCAUUCACCAUCACACCCAACCGCAGAGACAUGCUAUUCCCGCGCUGAUGGUCAGGUCGAUCUUAUUCCAGCUGCUUAACGGCUUGCUCUACCUGCAUACCAACUGGGUAUUGCAUCGGGACCUUAAACCAGCUAAUAUCUUGGUAACCUCAAGCGGCGCUAUUCGCAUCGGCGAUUUGGGACUUGCCCGUCUGUUCUACAAACCUCUCAACUCUCUUUUCUCCGGAGACAAGGUCGUCGUCACCAUCUGGUACCGUGCACCUGAGCUUUUGAUGGGUAGCCGACACUACACACCGGCUGUUGACUUGUGGGCUGUCGGAUGCAUUUUCGCCGAGCUACUUUCUCUGCGGCCCAUUUUCAAGGGCGAGGAGGCCAAGAUGGACAGCAAGAAGACAGUGCCAUUUCAGCGCAAUCAAAUGGUUAAGAUCAUCGACAUCAUGGGACUGCCAACCAAGGAGAUCUGGCCAGGCCUAGUGUCCAUGCCCGAAUAUUCCCAGCUCCAGUCAUUGGCAAUGUCACGCGCUCCCGGGCACUUUAACAGAUCGUCAAAUCUGGAAGUCUGGUAUCAGAACUGUCUGAAGAGCAACGGAUACUCCGCCAACUCGAGUGCCGGCACACCGGGUGCAGAUGGCUUCGAUCUGCUGUCACGCCUGCUUGAGUACGAUCCUACCAAGAGAAUAACCGCCCAAGAAGCCCUCGAGCAUCCAUACUUCAAGAACGGGGGCCCCAUUUCGGCCAAUUGCUUCGAGGGAUUCGAGGGUAAAUAUCCCCAUCGCCGUGUGACACAGGAUGACAACGAUAUCCGUUCCGGUAGCUUACCUGGCACGAAGCGGAGUGGGCUGCCAGAUGAUAGUCUGUUGGGAAGGGCAACUAAGCGUCUGAAAGAGUGA